Messenger RNA from Antrostomus carolinensis (chuck-will's-widow), 672 nucleotides. RefSeq names its product membrane associated ring-CH-type finger 11 (gene MARCHF11). NCBI's taxonomy places the organism in Eukaryota, Metazoa, Chordata, Aves, Caprimulgiformes, Caprimulgidae. The record is from RefSeq and is a predicted model, not a curated record. Gene Ontology annotation, biological process: protein ubiquitination. Gene Ontology annotation, molecular function: zinc ion binding; ubiquitin-protein transferase activity. The transcript is spliced from 3 exons. The annotation marks the transcript as partial.
GGUGAAUUGUUAAAUCCCUGCCGCUGCGAUGGGUCAGUACGAUACACACAUCAACUUUGCCUGCUAAAGUGGAUAAGUGAAAGAGGGUCAUGGACCUGUGAACUCUGCUGUUACAGAUACCAUGUUAUAGCAAUUAAAAUGAAGAAGCCUUGCCAGUGGCAAAGCAUUACUAUAACACUGGUUGAGAAAGUGCAGAUGGUUGCUGUAAUCCUAGGAUCUCUGUUCUUAGUAGCAAGUGUGACUUGGCUUCUCUGGUCAGCCUUCAGCCCUUAUGCAGUAUGGCAAAGAAAGGACAUCCUUUUUCAAAUCUGCUAUGGAAUGUAUGGUUUUAUGGAUCUAGUAUGCAUAGGACUGAUAGUACAUGAAGGUGCCUCUGUUUAUCGAGUGUUUAAGCGCUGGAGGGCUGUGAAUCUACACUGGGAUGUGUUAAAUUAUGAUAAAGCCACAGACAUAGAAGAGAGCAAUCGAGGAGCAGCCUCAGCAGGAAGGACAUUGUGGUUACCACUGACUGCAUUUAGAAACAGAAGUUUAGUUCAUCCAACACAGUUAACCUCACCAAGAUUUCAGUGUGGCUAUGUAUUGUUACAUCUGUUCAACCGCAUGAGACCUCAGGAAGAUUCAUCAGAAGAUAACGGCUCGGGGGAAGUAGUGAUGAGAGUGACCUCAGUGUAA